Messenger RNA from Paralichthys olivaceus (Japanese flounder), 4088 nucleotides. Its product is annotated as protein mono-ADP-ribosyltransferase PARP14-like. The record is from RefSeq and is a predicted model, not a curated record. NCBI's taxonomy places the organism in Eukaryota, Metazoa, Chordata, Actinopteri, Pleuronectiformes, Paralichthyidae. Gene Ontology annotation, molecular function: transcription corepressor activity; NAD+ poly-ADP-ribosyltransferase activity; NAD+-protein mono-ADP-ribosyltransferase activity. Gene Ontology annotation, cellular component: cytoplasm; nucleus. Gene Ontology annotation, biological process: protein poly-ADP-ribosylation; negative regulation of gene expression.
UUGAGAAGCGGCCAGGAGGAGCUUUUGAGGCUGCAGAGAUGUGGGAGAUACAAGUGGAUCGGGUUUUUAUCAGUCUCAUUGAGACCUACCUCUGCUAUCAUGUGUUUGACCCAAAACAAGUCAAAAUGCUACAGCAGGACGUCUGUUCUGUAACCGAUGAUAUCAAAGUGUACAGAGAGAUCGGUUAUUCUGUGGUUGUGGGGGAAACUGAGGCUGUGAAGGAGAUGAUCGCAAACCUGGAGAAGAGCCUGCCUACCUGGAGGGAACUGCCAAUUGUGGACAAGAAAUUCAAACUGGUAGAGGCAGAGUUAGUUCGGGAAAUGUCUACGCAUUACCCAGAAGUUAAAAUCCGCAGACGUAGUAACAUGCUCGUCAUGGAGGGAGUUGACAAGGAGGUGCAGUCUGGGGCUACAAAACUUGAUGAACUGAUGAAGAAGGUGUUGGUAAAAAGAGUUUCUCUCCCUUUGGAUUUGAUAGCCUUCAUAAAAUCUAGCGGCGCAAUCUCCAAGUACGAGACUCGCUUCCAGCAGAGCUUGAGAAAUCCUGUUUCCCUGGAGGUGGAGUCGGAUCUGGUUUUGUCCAGUUUGUCCUCUGAAGCCAUGGACGAGGCUGAAGCAGCAGUGAAGAGAGACCUGACUGUGAAGACUGUGAAGCUGCAGGGCGCUGCAGCUGGAACCCCAGAUCUGGGCCGAGUAAAGGAAAUCCUCAGCGCAUCCAAGAACGUAGCAAACUGUCGAGAAUUCAGAGUGGAUGUGAGCUUCAUCCCAGGUGGAACCACAAUGAUGGAAGCUCGACUGGUGGGCUACAGUGAAAAUGUGAACAGGCUGCAGGAGGUUCUUUGUGACUACCAGACGAACCAGGCCCACAUACAACAAGAUGUGAACCUACCGUAUCCUGAACUGGUUGACUGUUUGGAUGAAUUUUUUGUCCUGAUUGGCUUGAAACAGACAAACGUGACGACAGAAACCUCAACUUCCCCACGUCCUCGUGUGCUUCUGUCCGGUCCCCGUUGUCACGUGGAGGAGGCGCAGCAGGCCCUAAACUCAGCUCUGUCCUGCCUGACAUCAGACACACUAGUCCUAGACGGACCAGGGGCUCAGAAGUACUUUCAGGCAGAGGGAAAAAUAAGCAAAGAUUUCAUACAGAGUUCCUGUCAGGUCCUUAUCAGGGAACGUCGAGGUGUGAACUCCCCGGAUGUACCAAUUAACUCACUGAGCAUCAGCAGCCCAGUCCCCAGCUUCACACCCAGGCCUUCCCUCACCAGACUGAGCAACAGCCCUGUCGAGAACAUUGCAGCUAACAAAACAAACCUGAAGAUAAAAAUUGGCUCUUUGGAGGAUCAACAGGUGAACGUGUUGGUGGUUCCCAUGCUCAAAAAACAGCUGACUUCAACUAAAAUGGGCAGCGAUCUGGUGACUAAAGCAGGGAACACAAUGCAGCCGAAGUUUGACUCCGCUGCUGCAAAUUGUAUCGUCAACCCUGGAGAUGUCCUGCAGGUCACCGGGCCUGCAUCUCUUGGCUGCACCAAGCUCUUCUUCAUUGAGUGUUUGCCCUGGGAUGGGGUCAGAGGCCAGAGUGUGCAGGCUCUGAAAAAUGGGCUGAAGAGAUGUUUGGACCUCUGUGUGCAGCAGGAAUUGAGUUCAGUCGCGUUUCCUGUGAUUGGACCUGGACUUGUGUUAAAAUUCCCGCUCUCUGCCGCCAUUGAAGCUCUAACUGACAGCAUUUGCCAUUUUGGAUCAUCGAGACUCAACGGUUCACUCUCCACCAUUCAUGUCGUCGUUAAACCUGGUUAUCCAGACUCUGAGGAGUGCUACCAUGAUGUCUACAGACACCUCAGCUUAAAUGUGAACCAGGGAGGCCAAGUACACUUCGGACCCCUCAUCAGUGACCUCGAUGACGUCACUGUGACGGUCGGAGCUGGGGUCAGACUACACGUGGUGUUCGGUGACAUCACUAAUGAGACUACAGAUGCAAUUGUGAACUCGACCGACUUCCAGAAUUUUCCCGACGUUGGUGUUUGCAAAGACAUUCUAACUGUAGCUGGACCAUUGGUGACGGCCAACGUCAAAGCAGCGCAAGUGAUGAGAGGAAAAUUUUUUCAGACUGAGCCUGGCUCAUUCCCUUGCAAAGCCAUUUUACAUGUGAAUGGGCAAAGAGACGCAGGCGUCAUUGGGAGUCUGGUGUGCAACAUGAUCCUACAUUGUGAGUCCUCUGGAUACAAGUCCAUAGCCAUUCCUGCCAUCUGUGCCGGACAAGGUAAGAUGGAUGCUGCUGUCGUAGCACAGGCUAUUCUCCAAGGAGUCAAAACUGCUGCAUCGCUCGCUCCCCUACGCUGCGUCACUGACAUCCGCCUCAUCCUGAUUAAGAUCAAAGUCUUCUUGCCUUUCAAAGAGGAGGCGACGCAGGUGUUUCCCACUGAUGUGCUCAACAGAGUGACAGUGCCUCAACAAAACAAUCCACAAAGCUCCGUGACCCCAAACCCAAGUAUCCUCCGUACCAGCUUCAAGAAUCAGCAGUCUGGCUUCCUGUUCCUGGGUCUUUCUAGUACGGACAUCAGAAAGGCCAUGACGGAGCUGAAGCAACUGUAUCAGUCUCAGUGCUUCACACAUACCUUCACGGCCGAGGAGGUGGGAAGCCUCUCGGCGGACAACAUAAUGUGUCUGGAGAAGCUGGUGGAGAUGGAGGGUCUGCUCAUUCAGUCUGACCAGGGCAGCAUGACUGUGAGCGGGUUAAAAGAUGGGGUGAACCAUGUGAUGCAGUUAAUUAACGUGUCUCUGCACGACAACCUCAGGAGACAGGUAAGAGUAAGGGAGGAGGAGGAUUUGCACACUCGUGUGGCCUGGUGCAUCCUGGGAAGUAACGGCUACUGGGAGAGACUCCCCAAAACAGCCAAUCACAAUCUGGAACAUAACAACAUAGCAGGAGGCAUAAUGGAUGCACAGAACAACCGGUGGACUGUGGAUCUACAGAGGAUGGAGGCCACAGGACCGCAGAUAAGAAAAUUAAAACGACUUGAGAACCUGCCGGACUUCACUCUCCCACUGAACUGGGACAGCAUGGCUGCUGGGGAGGUCAUGAAGGUGGUUACUCUGCUGACGUCCUCCGCAGAGUACCGAUCAGUGAAGGAGGCUUUCACACGAACUGCCCCCAAAACCAUAAUGAAGAUCGAGCGUUUGCAGAAUGUCCACCUGCGUCGGGCCUAUGAAGCACAGAAGAAACGCAUUUCUGAUAAGAAUGCAGACGUGGGCGGUGCAUGUGAAAAGCUUCUGUACCACGGGACGACCCAGGACAACUGUGACGCCAUCAUGAAAACAGGGUUCAACCGAAGAUUUGCUGGACAAAACGCAACUUCGUAUGGUCAUGGGACCUACUUUGCAGUAAACGCCAACUACUCAGCCCACCCCACCUACGCCAAGCCAAACGCCGUGGGCUCACAACUAAUUUUUGUGGCUCGAGUCCUGACGGGCAUCUACACUGAGGGCAAAAGUGAAAUGAAGGUGCCUCCUCCACGCGACAGCCAGCAGCCACAUGACCGCUACGACAGCGUGGUGGAUAGAAUGAACAACCCCAGCAUGUACGUUGUGUUCCAUGACAACCAAGCAUACCCGGACUACCUCAUCACCUUCAAAUGACUGCGAGGGAAAGUUUUUGCAUUUUGCAUUUUUUAACUGUAGAAUAAUGAGCAAGUUCAGAAAAAAGUAAAAUAGUUUGCAAGUAAAUUUAGAUCAGAUUUAAAGGUCCAGUAGGUGAAAGGAAUCUAUUGGCAGAAAUCGAAUGCAGAAUAAUUCUCAUGAUGUUUUCACUUGUUCAUUUCAUCUAAAUUACUAUGUUUAGAAGGAAAGGGUGAGGUGAGGGCUGUUCAGCUGCAACACGCAACUUGAUAUCAUUAAAUUCUAUGCACUUUAUCUUUAAGCUGCUUCUUGGACAUUUUCCUGAAAUUCUCUGCAGAACACAAAUGUUCGACAUGUCUGUUUCUCUGGACAUUUUACGGAACAUUUCCUGCCAUUCCAAAGUAAAAGCUCUGAGUGAACCAAGAGUUCUUCAGCUGCUACAAUAAACUGUGCCUUGUUUUUUGAGAUGAGUGAUGA